AUGGAGAUCGCGCGGCGGAAGGGGGACCAGGAUGAGGAGGGACGAAGGAGUGAGAAAUCACUGAACAAGGACUAUCAGGAAUCCAAGGAAGUUCCACCACUGCAUCUAACUGAAAUUGUGGCAUAUCUGGUUCGGCAAUCUGGGCCAUUUUUAGAUCAACUUGGCAUACGGAGAGACCUUUGUGACAAACUAGUGGAGAUGUUAUGCAGUAAACGAAACGGUCGGCUCAUGUAUCAUUCUCUUUCACAGGAUAGACCCUUAGCUGAGAACAUAACUGACGAGCUUGAUCUAAGAAUAGCUAGGGUAUUAGAAAGUACUGGUUAUCACACAGAUGAAGGUUCUUGGAAUGACCCUGCAAAGUACAAGAUCUCAGACAACAGACGGCAUGUUGCUAUUGUCACCACAGCAAGCCUUCCAUGGAUGACAGGAACAGCAAUCAAUCCAUUGUUUCGUGCUGCAUAUCUGGCAAGAAGUGCAAAGCAGAAGGUGACAUUGGUGGUUCCAUGGCUCUCUAAGUCAGAUCAAGAAUUGGUUUACCCAAAUAACAUCACCUUCAGUUCGCCAGAAGAGCAAGAAACUUAUAUAAGGAACUGGCUGCAGGAAAGAAUUGGCUUUGAAGCAAAUUUUAAGAUAUCCUUUUAUCCUGGCAAGGUUUUACGUCUUUCUGCUGCAACUCAAGAUCUACCGAGGUCUGUUGUUUGUAACGCAUACAUGCUGAUAGGGAGUGUGGACAGAAGGUCUUUUCUAAGGGCAUAUUUCCUUGGUAAGAUGGUGUGGGCUAAAGGUUAUAGAGAGCUGAUCGAUUUAUUAUCCAAACAUAAAAACGACCUGGAAGGAUUCAUGAUAGAUGUAUAUGGAAAUGGCGAGGACUCUGAAGCUGUCCAGAAUGCUGCUAGAAAAUUUGAUUUGAGCAUCAAUUUUUUCAAGGAAAAGGACCAUGCAGAUGAUUCACUCCAUGGGUAUAAGGUUUUCGUCAAUCCAAGUGUUAGUGAUGUGCUAUGCACAGCAACAGCUGAGGCCCUUGCAAUGGGGAAAUUUGUAGUCUGUGCAGAUCAUCCAUCAAACGAUUUUUUUAAGUCAUUCCCUAACUGCUUAACAUAUAGAACUUCAGAGGAAUUUGUUGCUCGUGUCAAAGAAGCCAUGACUACUGAACCUCAACCUCUGACCCCAGAGCAACGAUACAGUUUGUCAUGGGAAGCAGCAACUGAGAGGUUUAUGGAGUACUCAGAGCUUGACAAAGUUCUGAACAGAAAUAGCCACCCUGGACGAAAUGGGAAGAUUAACAAAGAAAGAAAGAUACCGUUACUUCCUAAGUUGUCAGAUGUGGUGGAUGGGGACUGGCAUUUGCUCAUCACUGCCUGA
Miscanthus lutarioriparius is the source of this 1362-nucleotide messenger RNA. The record is from the annotation of a GenBank genome assembly. NCBI's taxonomy places the organism in Eukaryota, Viridiplantae, Streptophyta, Magnoliopsida, Poales, Poaceae.